Molecule: messenger RNA, 2016 nt
Organism: Penaeus chinensis
Lineage: Eukaryota; Metazoa; Arthropoda; Malacostraca; Decapoda; Penaeidae
Exons: 4
Coding region: 1-2016 (671 amino acids)
Biological process (GO): regulation of membrane potential; monoatomic ion transmembrane transport; chemical synaptic transmission
Cellular component (GO): neuron projection; synapse; membrane
Molecular function (GO): extracellular ligand-gated monoatomic ion channel activity; protein binding; transmembrane signaling receptor activity
Source: RefSeq, a predicted model, not a curated record
AUGUGCAGCCUGUGGGACUACCUCCUGACGGACCCCCUUGUGGCGGCACUGGCAGGGUGUCGUCGGGCGAGUGAGGGCAAUGUGUUCCACUUGGGCUCCUCUGACGUCGAGCGGUUCGGUGAUGUCCAGGAAGUCACGGUCGACGUCGGAUAUUUCUGCAGGCCGUCAGAACACAUAGUGAUCGUGGCGAAUCAACAGUCUUUUCUCCCGAUAAGAACCACGUGCCAUCUCCUGAACGCCUCCCUCCCUGUGCCUCGCUCGCAGGAAGACAACAGGCGCCUGAUGGACGAGUUCGCGCCCUUCCUGGACGCGUGCAGCCCCGGCAGCAUCUACAAGUUGUGGCUCGGCAUCAGGGACGAGAUUGAGGAGGGAACUUGGGUCGACGGGGAGACCAAUGAGCCCCUGGCUUUUCUCAACUUCCAGCAUCCUUUCCCAAACGGUGGGCUUCGUCACAGCUGCGCCCAUAUGAUAGAUCUUGGCACUUGGGCUGAUGUGCCUUGCUCUGUCAAGACCUGUGGAGCAUGUAGCAUGGCUCGCUCAGACUUCCUGUUCCUCCGCGGGCUGUGCUUCGAUAAAGAACACGAGACAUACUUCCGUAUUGAUGGUUAUGUGGAAGGAAGACCGCUGUUUCGUGGUUAUUACCAUCACGUGAUCGUCUGGCAGCGAGCCGAGAACCGCUGGCUACUCCGGGAUCUAAGAAUUAAUAACACUGUAGCUUGGCUGGGGAUGAGGGACGAGGCAAAGUACCCACUGGGCUACCACGUGUGGUUGUUGACGGGCGUCCCCUGUGUUGAAGAAGAAACCACCGAGAUUCCUCUUAGCCUCUCCAUCUGUGCCAACAACCAAUUCAUGUGCAAAUCUGGCCACUGCAUUGAGCACGCUUACCGUUGCAACCUAAGGUACGACUGCCAAGACGGCAGCGACGAGGACGAGUGUGAUAUUGUGGCGGUGAACAGUGCCUAUCGCCGCCACCUGCCGCCUCGAGGCCUUGGAGACACGGCACUCGAACUCGUUCCGUCUCUCAUGCUGACCCGAGUGGCUUCGGUGGAUGACAUGGAGAUGGCGCUCGACCUCGAGUUCAUAGUAGCGAAGACGUGGAGGGACGACAGGCUGCUGUUCAGGCACCUGCAUGUGGCCAACAAGACGCUUAUCCCCGAUAGAGAAGUGAGCAAGAUCUGGACGCCCAGAAUCCUGAUCCUCAACGUUGAAGGCGGGCAGAUGAAGCAUCUUGAUUCUUCGGUUGUGAUCAGAUCUGCAAAGAAUGCUACUUUACCCAACUUUAAUGACAUCAAUCGAGACCUGCUGUACCCCGGCGCUGACAACCCCAUCACGCUGAGCCACCAGUAUGCGGGGAGGUUCACCUGCGCCUUCGACCUCUACGUGUACCCCUUCGACGUGCAGCUGUGCAGCGUCGACCUCGGCCUCCCAUGGGCCGACGGCAGCACCCUCUUCGCGGAGUUCGGCGGGACAGCGAAGUACAUCGGCCCCGAAGACCUUGCUCUCUACUCUGUGAAGCACGUCGCGCUUGAGGUGAAGCCCGGAGGCACUCACAUCCAACUCAAGUUUGAGCUCCACCGUCGGCCAGGGAUGGUCUUGCUCUCGACCUUCCUGCCGUCUCUGCUUCUGUUGGCGGUGAGCUGGGCGACGCUCUUCGUCAGGCUGGAGCUCCUGCAGGUGCGGGCCAUCAUGUCCCUGACGACGCUCCUCGUGCUCUACACGCUCUUCACCAACUUCUCCCGCACGAUGCCCAACACGGCGGCCAUCAAGCUCAUCGACGUGUGGUUCUUCUGCGUCAUCUUCCUCCUCUUCCUCAACAUCAUGGUGCACAUUUUCAUCGAAGACCUCAUCCCGGCGUCGGACAGAAAGGUCAUGACAGUUGCUCCCGCCGACGCAAAGGCCCAACCGACGAAGCGAUGGAAGAGAGAGAAAGUAGUUGGGAUUUACAGGUUAUUCAUCUAUCCGGCUAUCUUUAUCUUGGUGAAUUUGAUUCUUGGACUGAUGGUCCUCCUGUACUAA